AUGUCAUAUCUCACCUCCACGUAUACAAAUCAGAGACACACAAUCCAACUUUUGAGGUAUUCGUUCGCCGAACGAAAGCUAGCACAUCAGCUCAUUUGUCCAUCUCAUCGUUUCAUACCGGGGGUAAAGAAAAAUCCGACCAAGGCUGAAACGGACCAAAACACCACACCUCAUCAACUCCAUCGCGCUAUCAUACAGCUCAACGGAUGCGCACGGCAACCCACUGUACCUGCAUAUCUCGAAACAUCCCCGACCUUGUGGUUUGACAUCAUAAGGCUGUGCUAAAUUUAUGGUGUCCGUGGUCGUUUCGGAUAAAGGUGUGGUAGGCGGGGAUAAGGAGGCGGAAGAGUGGGCAGAAGGGGUACCAUAUCACAACGUGGGAUAGUUUUUCUAGAAGGAUGCAAGGUCUAUCAUACACGUCAUGGGUAGGCGGGAACCAUAUCAAGGUGCCCAUCGCACGGCCAAAGUUCAUAUAGUUUAAGGCUGAAACAACCGUUUUCUGCACCUUGGCUGCUUGGUUGGUAGUGGCUCUACGCAUGUGUGAUCGUUGACGUCGAUGCAACGCUAUCGGGGACGCUGUAUUGUAUGGGGACCAACAGGAAUGGGGGUGGGGACGGGAGAGAGCUUGCGCAGUACGGUAGAUACCACAGGCACAUUGUAAUGUCCCGUCCGUUGUGAAUGAGAUGAGAGGAUAGAAGAAAGGGCGUCAUUUCGAGAUCAAUCUAGUCCAUUAUUGCAUGAU
Molecule: messenger RNA, 742 nt
Organism: Tuber melanosporum (Perigord truffle)
Lineage: Eukaryota; Fungi; Ascomycota; Pezizomycetes; Pezizales; Tuberaceae
Exons: 1
Coding region: 1-285 (94 amino acids)
Source: RefSeq, a predicted model, not a curated record